CAAGCCUGAUAGGAAGCAAACAACAAAUAUCCAAAAACGAACUGAACUCCUCAAAUUCAAAGUGAACCCUUGGCAACUUCACUUCCAGUCAUGGCGGUCUCUCCCAAGAAUGCCAUUCACUUGGGCAAAAUGAAAGUGGGCGAUUGGCAGUUGAUUCUGCACGUCAAUCAUGGGCUCGAAAUCAAUGAUGAGCCUCAAAUCGGUCUCUCGAUGUUGUAUCACACCGAGACCAGGCAAUACAUUGCUCGAUCUUGGGGACGAACCAUUGGCAAAGGAACCGUGGCCAACUACAACGAAAUGAUCGCCAGAUGCGGGACUUUCUUUCGGAAAGGAACCCCCUGUGUGGGGAUGAACCCUCCGGAUGAGCAAUUUCCGCUCUCUUGCCAAUUUGCCAAAGAUUGUACGGGGAUUGUGCCGCAUAUCCAAGGCUCUAAUGUGUGUAUGGAGUGUAAGAGCGCCAAUAGCAACCCUCUAGAUGGCGUCAAUGAUGAUGAAAAAGAUGCUUUAGAUCCACUGUGCUUUGAAAUCGAAGAGCACGCGAUGAAGCUGGAGUAUUCGGUCGAUGAUCCUUUAGCCGCUUUCAAGUGUGAGAGAUGCUCGGAGGUGUUUCAUUCCGCCCCUUUGUUGAUUGAACAUUUAAAGAGCUGCUCUCAAUCACUGAAAGUUUGGUGUCCUCCAAUUAAACGCUCCAAAAUUGGAUCAAACGCAGUUGUGACGAAAAUGAGGAAAUUGACUGAUGAAAGUGCCAAGCUAAGCUCCAAAAGUACCGAGAAAAUUCUGCAAAGUGAAGAGACAAGUACUCCGAGUAAUAUUAAACCCACCAGGAAUGACAAAUCGGAGCGAAGACCCAUCUAUGGAACCACUGAGUGUCCUAUUUGCCACAAGCAGAUCUCGUCCGUGUUUUUUGGCAUCCACAAGAUGUACUAUCAUGAAAUGGGCGACUUCAAGUGCAUCUGUAAAGCUUCGUUUGAAACAGUCCCGGAUCUUUUGGCCCACGUGGAACAUGAACAUCCGAAUGGAUUAGCUAGGUUAGAUUGUCCCAAUUGCAGACAAUCAGUGGAGUUGGAAAACUAUCCUGCCACGUUCCUCUACCACGUGAAGGAAUGUCGUAAAAUCAAGUACAUGAUCGAUGUCAAAGGGAAACUGGUCAGGAUGGACCGAUUUUGUGUGAAUUGUCGAAUGCCAUUUGCUACCGAUGAAGAACUCGAAGCCCACGAAGCCAGCGAUUGCGUCGAUAAUUGCGAUUACUGUUGUUUCAAGGGCACCGGGAAGGAAUUGACCAAACACAAGCUCAUGGCACACAGGGCCGCGGUUAUGGAACAGAAAGCCGCCAUGGGCAAUCAAGAGGCUGCUCUUGAUCCUCAGACUGGAAAUAUUGUGUGCUCUAUUUGUGGCCUUGAAUUUGCGGAUCAGUUAAUCCUUGAUGCGCAUAAGGCGAGCGAACACCCUCCUGAGUGUCAUAUCUGUGAAACGUGUGGGCUCAAGUUCGCUUUUCAGGUUCAAUUACGAUCGCAUAGGAGCAAAACUCAUCCAGAACUUAGCGCCUUUAUGUGUGAUGUGUGUGGCAUUGGAUUCGAAUCCCCACAAUUGUUCUUCAAACAUAAGAAAAGUCACCAAAUGCAGAAGCACAAAUGCCAAAUAUGCGGCAAAGAAUACAAGUUGGUGUCUUUGUUCGAAAAGCACAUGAGGUCCCACCGAUAGAUUUGGUUCAGAUGAGGACAAUGCUCGUCAUUGAAUGCCGUUACAAUUUCACCAGUUCGUGUUGUAUUUGUAAACUAUCACAAAUAAAAUCAAAAUGAAAAUAAAUAUCUCUUGUCCCACA
Tigriopus californicus is the source of this 1822-nucleotide messenger RNA. Its product is annotated as zinc finger protein 43-like. Gene Ontology annotation, cellular component: nucleus. The coding region runs from base 91 to 1701 and encodes 536 amino acids. Lineage: Eukaryota; Metazoa; Arthropoda; Copepoda; Harpacticoida; Harpacticidae. The record is from RefSeq and is a predicted model, not a curated record. The transcript has 2 exons.